AUGAGGAUUGUUCUUCAGACCCUUCGUGAACACCAGUUGUAUGCCAAGAUGGAGAAAUGUGACUUCUGGCUGACAAAAGUGAAGUUCCUUGGGCAUGUAAUUUAUGGACAAGGAAUUUCUGUAGAUCCUUCCAAGAUCGAGAUUAUGCUACAAUGGGAAAGGCCGAAGAAUGUAGCAGAGAUUCACAGUUUCCUCAGACUUGCAGGGUACUAUUGGCGUUUUGUAAAGGACUUCUCGAGUAUUGCUGCAUCGAUGACUCGGUUGACCAAGAAAGAGGAAUUGAAGGCAAGGCUGACAAGUACACCAGUCCUGACUAUUCCCAAUAUCGAGGAACCAUAUGAGGUGUACUCUGAUGCCUCGGGGGUUGGACUUGGUUGUGUCUUGAUGCAAGGUGGACAGGUUGUAGCUUAUGCAUCUCACUAA
This is a messenger RNA of Morus notabilis, 423 nucleotides long. RefSeq lists its product as uncharacterized. The coding region runs from base 1 to 423 and encodes 140 amino acids. The transcript is spliced from 2 exons. NCBI's taxonomy places the organism in Eukaryota, Viridiplantae, Streptophyta, Magnoliopsida, Rosales, Moraceae. The record is from RefSeq and is a predicted model, not a curated record.